Messenger RNA from Erythranthe guttata (spotted monkey flower), 1241 nucleotides. RefSeq names its product minichromosome instability 12 (mis12)-like protein (gene MIS12). The record is from RefSeq and is a predicted model, not a curated record. Gene Ontology annotation, biological process: mitotic cell cycle; mitotic sister chromatid segregation; kinetochore assembly. Gene Ontology annotation, cellular component: MIS12/MIND type complex; chromosome, centromeric region; nucleus. NCBI's taxonomy places the organism in Eukaryota, Viridiplantae, Streptophyta, Magnoliopsida, Lamiales, Phrymaceae.
AAGUGGGAUUAAGCCUAAGUUGAAAUAUCAUAUGUAGGGGUUAAUUUUGAAAAAGAAAAGGUGAAAGAGAAGUGGAAUACCUUUCGUUUAGGAAUGCGAAGUCAGAAGUACAUAUCCAAAUUGAAAGUUGAAACCGGGUCGAGCAGCAACUUCUCUCUCCUGUUUCUGGCGCUAAACAAAUGCUGAAAUUUCAUUUUUCAAUUUGAACUCUCUCUCUCUCUCUCUCUCUCUCAUCAGCAAAACAUACAGAAAUGGCAGCAGACAACAGCGAAGCCAUAUUCGAAUCCUUGAAUCUGAGCCCACAACUGUUCAUCAAUGAGGUCCUCAAUAUCGUUGACGAUCUGCUCCAAGAGGCUUUCACUUUCUUCCUCCAGGAGGCUUCUAAGCUGCUGAAAACUGAGAGCACUGAUCGUUCCACGGAAUUGAGCAAGGGUGUGGCAUACCUUCAGCAUUUGAUUCUAUUGACCCUCGACCAGCGAAUGCAGAAGUGGGAGGAAUAUUGCCUUCGAUUUUGUUUUCGUGUGCCUGAAGGAUUUUCUCUGCCAAAAGCUAAUGAGUCGUCUGGAAGUGAUUUACCAGAACUCGAUGGUCUCACUGAUACAGAGCUGGACGCACAGUUGACUUCUCUGCGUGGCAAGCUUGCUCUGGUCGGAAAAGAGUCUGCUGAACUUGUCAGAGAAGUCCAUGCACUGGAGAGGCAGUCUGUGUCAACUAGUCUGCCUGCAGCGUCUAUUGAUGAAGCUUUGCAAGUUUACAAGGACCAUGAUUCCACUCAGAUUUUCGAAGAGCUGAAGACUAUGGCAUUAGAAUUCCACAAGAAAAUCGGGAAUCUGAAAAGGAAAAGAAUCGAGGAAUUUCAAUGUGAUAGAGUAGACAGAUUAAAUGUAGCAGCACAUGGGGAUUUGCUCAGAAUGCCUCGUAGCAGCGGUCUGUUUGGUGCAAAGCUGGAAGAACUUGAGAAGUUCUUAGAUGAGAUGCCUACUAGAUGAUAUGCAUGAUUAAAUACCACCGCAUCUAAGUAUUUUUAUUUAUUAGUUAGCAUCAGGUUACCAACCCGUAAUUUGACGGACCCACCCAUCGGGUCGGGUUUGGGUUUGUGUUUGUGUUUGUGUUUUGCCUUGUUUUAGUUUUCCAUCAUCGGCACUGGUGUUUGAUUUUGGCUGCUAAAUGGUGUUUUGGAUUUCAAAUUGAAACCUGACUCCAACUUUAUAUAUUCAAACAUCUAAACCUCACUUGUUCCA